Molecule: messenger RNA, 1812 nt
Organism: Carassius auratus (goldfish)
Lineage: Eukaryota; Metazoa; Chordata; Actinopteri; Cypriniformes; Cyprinidae
Gene: ddah2
Product: DDAH family member 2, ADMA-independent
Exons: 6
Coding region: 467-1327 (286 amino acids)
Source: RefSeq, a predicted model, not a curated record
GUCAAUCAAUCACCUUUAUUUCGCGAUGAGUAGAUCCAAGGAUCGCGUAUGGUCAGACAGGAGGGAAGCACAGGGACUGGACAGGAUGGAUGGAUGGACGGACUGAGGGGGAAGGGAAAGAGAGAGAGAGAGAGAGAGAGAAAGAAGAGAAUAACGGUGUGUGUUUGUGCGAGGCGGCCAAAACUGCUCAGCGCGUGCACAGAAACAACCCGAGUUAACGCGUUUCAUCGUGUCAUAAGGCAGUAUUAAAGGGAUGAUGCUCCUGGAGGUUUCUUCCCUGGGGAUUCAGAGACAUCAGGAAUGAUUUGCUGAUCCAGUUGCUGUUGCCAAAAGUUUCCAAUCACUUCCACUCCAAGACUGUCCUUCAUAGACUUCAAACCUACACACACACACACACACACACACACACACACACACACACACACAGUUGAGCCUACACAAAUAUACCAUUCAUAUACACGCCGUCAUGGCCAACAUCUAUCCGUACGGCUGCUUCACGCAUGCUGUGGUCAGAGGUAUCCCAGAAUCCUUUGGGAAGUUGGCGGAGGGUGGUGAAGGGCUUCAGACGGACCUGGCCAAGGCCCAGCGUCAGAUGGGGGUGCUGACGGGUGCUCUGAGACAGAAGGUGGGGCUGCAGCUGAUCGAGAUCCCAGCAGUGUCCGAGCUGCCCGAGAGCUGGAGGAUCGAAGACGUGGCUGUGAUCCAGGGCGACACGGCGCUCAUCACCCGACCCCUCAAGCAGCAGAGGCGCGCGGAGGCGGAGGCCGUGCGGCGCGUCCUGAACGAGCUCAAGCUGACGGUGCUGGAGAUGGGCGACGAGGAGGGCCGGUCUGCUGGAGCCACUCUGGAAGGAAGUGAUGUCCUCUUCACUGGAAAAGAGUUCUUCGUGGGGAUUUCCAAACACACCAAUCACCGUGGGGCAGAGGUUUUGGCCGACACCUUCAAGGACUUUGCGGUGUCCACCGUGCCGGUGUGUGGAGGCUCUCGUCUGAAGAACAUCUGCUCCAUGGGCGGCCCUGACACCAUCAUCAUCAGCAGCAGCGACGGGGCCAAGAAGACCCUCCGAAUGAUGGAGCAGCUGACUGACCAUCACUACGAGAUCUUGACUGUGCCCGAGGAUGUGGCUGCUAACUGCGUUUACAUCAGAGGUCCUGCUAAAGUGGACUUCCUCCUGCACCCCACGGCCGAGGAGUGUCCCAACAGUGUUCCCGCUUUCCAGCGCUUGACCGACUACACCCUGCUGCCCACCGCCUGCAGCGAAGCCUCCAAACUCGGGGCGGCGCUGUCCUCCCUUUGCCUGCUCAUCAACAAGAAACCCAACUAUUAAAGAUAUUCUCCUACAAUCACCGCAUAAUCAUUCACUUUCUUUACCUCUCGCCUUUUCUUGUGUUCCCUUUAGCCUGAGUUUUAAGGGCUGCAACUGUCCAUAUGUUUCUCUUAUGCUUUAAUUUCUUAGCUGUUUUAUACAGGUUCCUUUAGAUUUGGAUAAUGGACACACAUUAUGAGAGUAUUAUAAUAAAUGGCCUUGAAAAUAGUUUUAUUUACUCCUGUUCCAAUCCAGGGGGUUUUAAUACUGCCCAAACACACGGGUCUUUACAGCAGUCCUGAACACUUCUGCUCAGGUCCGCUAGCUCAUGUGUGUUUGAUCGGGACGGGGGACCUCGAGGUCUCAAGAGUUUAGAAGACGUGUCGUUUCAUGGCUUCUCUGGGUAUAUUCUGCUAUUAAAGCUAGUCAUGUACAAUCAUUUUUUAGUAUAUUGUGUUUUUCCCUCAACUGUAUUGACAUUAAAAAUAAAUAAAAAACAUUGUUUG